AUGGGCUUUUACUCAGGGGUGGCAGUAGUUGUCUUGGUUAUACUUAAUCUGCUUGAUGUUAAUUGUGAAAUUCCGACAACCCUUGACGGUCCCUUCAAGCCUGUGACUGUUCCUUUGGAUAAAAGUUUCAGGGGAAAUGCAAUAGAUUUGCCAGACACGGAUCCUAGGUUGCAAAGGAGUGUUACAGGGCUUCAGCCUGAGCAAAUUUCUGUCUCUCUUUCUUCAACUCACGAUUCAGUUUGGAUUUCUUGGAUUACAGGGGAAUUCCAAAUUUGCGACAACAUUAAACCAUUGGAUCCGAAAACUGUUGCGAGUGUUAUACAUUAUGGGAAGCUAAGGUUUCCUAUGAUUCACAAAGCAACUGGCCAUUCUCUUGUUUAUAGUCAAAUGUAUCCUUUUGAAGGUCUUCGGAAUUACACUUCUGGAAUUAUCCAUCAUGUUCGUCUUACAGGGUUGGACCCCAACACAUUAUACUACUAUAGAUGUGGAGAUCCUUCAAUACCAUCAAUGAGUGAUAUCUAUUCCUUCAAGACAAUGCCGGUUUCGGGUCCGCGGAGUUAUCCGAGUAGAGUAGCUAUGGUAGGGGAUCUCGGUCUCACUUACAAUUCUUCUUCAACAAUCAACCAUUUGACGAGAAACAAACCAGAUCUAGUUCUGAUGGUCGGAGACUUGUCCUAUGCUAACUUAUAUCUUACAAACGGUACCAGUUCAGAUUGCUAUUCUUGCUCUUUUCCAGAUACUCCUAUACACGAGACCUAUCAGCCUCGUUGGGAUUAUUGGGGAAGAUUUAUGCAGCCACUGGUUUCUAAAGUUCCAAUAAUGAUGGUACAAGGGAACCAUGAAAUUGAAUUGCAAGCUCAAAAUCGGACUUUUGCAUCCUACAGUUCUCGAUAUGCAUUUCCCUAUAAAGAAAGUGGAUCUUCAUCUCCUUUCUACUAUUCUUUCAAUUCCGGGGGCAUACAUUUUGUAGUGCUUGGUGGAUAUACUAAAUAUUGCAAAACAGCUGAUCAAUAUAAAUGGCUGCAAAAGGAUCUGGCUUAUGUUAACAGAGAAGUUACUCCAUGGUUGGUAGCUACAUGGCAUCCACCCUGGUACAGCAGUUAUACGGCGCACUAUAGAGAAGCCGAAUGUAUGAUGGUAGCGAUGGAAGAUCUACUGUAUUCGUACGGAGUGGACAUAGUCUUUAAUGGACAUGUCCAUGCCUAUGAGAGGUCGAACAGAGUUUAUAACUAUACCUUGGAUCCUUGUGGUCCUGUAUACAUUACAGUUGGAGAUGGAGGGAAUAGAGAGAAGAUGUCAAUUACACAUGCUGACGAGCCAGGUAAAUGUCCCAAACCAUCCUCCACACCAGAUGCAUUUAUGGGUGGAUUCUGCGCCUACAACUUCACAUCUGGUCCAGCAGCUGGUAAGUUUUGUUGGGAUCAACAGCCUGAAUAUAGUGCAUACAGGGAAAGCAGCUUUGGCCAUGGAAUUCUAGAGGUUAAAAAUGAGACACAUGCUCUUUGGACAUGGCAUCGGAAUCAGGACAUGUACAACAAAGCUGGAGAUCAGAUUUAUAUAGUAAGACAGCCCAAAAGAUGUCCAGUCGAACCAGAGGGUUUACUCUAG
Messenger RNA from Fraxinus pennsylvanica, 1608 nucleotides. Lineage: Eukaryota; Viridiplantae; Streptophyta; Magnoliopsida; Lamiales; Oleaceae. The record is from the annotation of a GenBank genome assembly.